Messenger RNA from Acanthochromis polyacanthus (spiny chromis), 4101 nucleotides. It is a transcript of the gene nicn1, whose product is annotated as nicolin 1. Gene Ontology annotation, cellular component: nucleoplasm. The transcript has 7 exons. NCBI's taxonomy places the organism in Eukaryota, Metazoa, Chordata, Actinopteri, Pomacentridae. The coding region runs from base 143 to 799 and encodes 218 amino acids. The record is from RefSeq and is a predicted model, not a curated record.
UUUAAGACUCUCCCCGUCUCCAUGGUUACAACCAGGAACUAAACCGAGCGUCUUUAGCAUCCUAACAUCUGCUGCUGCAAGCGCUUCACGUCUGUUUUAUUCCUCUUUUAACCGACUGUGACUCCUCUCCGAUAAGUACAGGAUGAGUGGGAGCAGCGAUGAUGUCGUUCCUGUGAACUGCACCAUCAAACCUCCAGUUUACCUGCAGAUUGGAGACUCUAAGACAGAAACAGCUCACUCUGGUGUGUGUGUGGUCGACGUCAGCCUUCCCUUUGGAAAACCGGUCAAUGUGGAGGAAAUCACCUUUAAGAACUACUACACCGCCUACGUGACGGUUCGUCUGCUCAGGAGGAGUCCAGGUCAGGAGGCUCCAGCCAAGUGGUCCACAGCCCUCAGAGACCUGCCGCUGAUGGACAACCCUCACACCGAGGGGGGCUCCCAGGAUUACUACUCCAUCCACAGGACUCAGAUGCAGGUGGAGGCGGACCACGUCGUGUCCAUCAGAUUGAUCCUGAGACAGCCGUCCUCCGCCUGGCUCACCUUCAGCCUGGAGGACGUCAAGAUCUUCCCUCACAUGGAGCCGGACCCAGAGAAGGAGGUUUCUGAUUGGCUGUCUGACCUGACUCUGGUCGACCAUCACCCUGAUCUGGAGGGCCUCCCAGAUCCACAGACGGUAUCGUCCAGCAUUCAACAGAUGUGGGCUCUGACUGAGGUGAUGCAAACCAACCAGACCACCGCCUCCAUCGGACGGUUUGACGUGGACGGAUGCUACGACAUCAACUUGCUCUCUCUGACGUAACAAGAUCAAAUGUGAACAAAAAACUUACUUUAUGGAAGAAAACGGUUCAGAAUCCAAAGGAACGACCAUGAAAACCAAUAACAGCAUGAUAUUAGUGAUAAUUUCUGCCUUGGAACCGCUGAAAGAAGAAACUCUGAUGAAUGUGGACGACUGAUCACUUCUAAUUCUAUUUAAAGUCUAAUAUUGCCUAUUUAUUCUCAUUUUAGUUGUUUUGUAUCUUGUAUUUUGAUGGUUUGCGUCUCAUUUUCAGUAGGUUGUGUCUCAUUGUGGUUCAUUUUUCAUGUUUUGUGUCUCAUUUUAGUUGUUUUGUAUCUGAUUUUUGUCAUUUUGUGUCUGAUUUUGGUUGUCGCAGCCUCAUUUUUGAUCGUUUGCAUCUGAUUGUUAGUUGGCUGUGUCUCAGUUUGGUACUUUUACGUCUCAUUUUGUAUCAUUUUAUCUCAUUUUGUCCCAUUUUGUGUUUUGUGUCUCAUUUUAGUUGUUUUGUAUCAGAUUUUGGUUGUUGUAGCCUCAUUUUUGAUUGUUCACGACUCAUUUUUAAUUGAUUGUCUCAUUUUGUCUCAUUUUUUCAAAGUUUAUCCCUCAUUUUAGCUGUUUUGCGUCUGAUUUUGUUCAUUUUGUGUCAGGUUUUGGUUGGGUUUGCCUCAUUUUUGCUGUUUUGCAUCUUAUUUUUAGUUGGUUGCGCUUCAUUUUGGUAGUUUUAUGUCUCGUUUUUAUCAUUUCAUCUCAUUUUCUCUCAUUUUUAAAACUUUUUUUGUCCCAUUUUGGUUGUUUUGCAUCUGAUUUUGGUCAUUUUGCAUCAGAUUCUGGUUGUUUUUACCUCAUUUUUGAUUGUUUUCAGCUCAUUUUAUAGUUGAUUGUGUCUCAUUUUGUCUCAUUUUUUGUUUUGUGUUUCAUUUUGGUUGUUUGUUGGUUGAUAAUUUAACUGUUUUAGGUUUUAGCAUCAUUUUCAUUUUUAAAAACUGCACUGAAGCUUUGACUGAACAGCGCUAUGGUCUGGAUGUUGACAUUAUUUUGCACUUUUACUCUGAAAUGCAUGUGUGAGACUCUGAAAGUGUAAAAAAUAAAGAUAAAAAUGCUGCAGAUGCACAUGUAACGCCGAACACUUGGUGGCAGCAAAGCUUCAUUUAAAACCUGCUGCUAACUGCAGUUCAGUGACGAUAAAUUUAGCUUGAAGACCUUCAGAACACUUUUUUGGGGAAGAUUCUAGAUUUAAUAUCUGGGUUAAGGUCUGAUUUAAAAAAGAUUAGGGUUGGGAGCAAAUAAAAGCAUUAGAGAUGCAGAGAUGGAAAAGUACAACACUUAGGAACACUCCUGAUGCAUUUUAUAGGAGCAUUUUGACUCCCAGAUUCAGAUUAUUAAUGCAAAAACUGAUCAAUUAUGAUGUAAUAUUAUAGAUUAAUCCACCUUUACACGCGGAUUCAAAGGUGGACGAAGUAUUUAGAACCUUUAAUGAAGUAAAACCUGCAGCAAAACAGUUUUAAAAAAUUUGGUUAUUAAAGUAGAAGUACACAAAAAUUAAUAUUCAAGUACCUAAAGUGUCAUAAAUGCUAUAAUAUUGCAUAAAACUUGUGAAAUAUUGGUUUAAUGUUGCUGGUGAAUGUGAUUUUAUGACUUUAUAUCCUACUGUGUAGCUCAAUCUACAUCAUAAUUUGCUAAUUUAGUGAUAAUCUGCAUCUGCUAAAUAGCUAAACCUUUAAAAUAUACAUAGUUGAGUAUAAUAUUUGCCUUUAAAGUACAGCAUAGUCGAAAUAAGAGGUAGAAUACCAUGGAAAUACUGCGGUAAAGUACAUCAAAAUAGUAUUUUAAGGACAGAUUCUUAAUACGUCUCAUUUUUCAAGGUUUAUGUCUCAUUUUGGUUGUUUUGCAUCUGAUUUUGGUCAGUCUGUGUCAGGUUUUGGUUGGUUUUGCCUUGUUUUUUGCUGUGUUGCAUCUCAUUUUUAGUUGGUUGUGCCUCAUUUUGGUAACUUCACAUCUCAGUUUUGAUCAUUUGCAUCUAAUUUUGUCUAUAUUUUCAUGUUUUCUGUCUCAUUUUGGUUGCUUUGCUUCUGAUUUUCAUCAUUUUGUGUCAGAUUUUGGUUGUUUUCGCCUCAUUUUUGCUUUUUUCAUCUCAUUUUUCACUGAUUGUGUCUCAAUAUGUCUCAUUUUUCAAAGUUUAUGCAUCAUUUUGGUUGUUUUGCAUCUGCUAAAUAGCUAAAUCUUUAAAACAAACAUAGUCAAGAAUUUUAUUUGUCUUAAAAAUAAGGAUAGUAGAAGUAGGAAGUAGAAUAACAUGGAAAUACUGCAGUAAAGUACAUCAAAAUUGCAUUUUCAGUUCAGAUCUUGGGUACAUUUACUCCCUAAAAAUCUGAAAAUGACUUUAUAGCUGACACAAAUUCACUCGGUAACACUCUUUCUCAGUGUUGCAGCUGCAGAUUUCUCAUAUUUGAUGCUUUUCUUUGUCACAACCGACAAACUAACUGAAUAUAUUUUGGAUUCUGGACGUCACGGUGGAUCGUGACCCGCUACAACAGGCAUUUUUCCACUAUUUAUUGUCACUUUAUGCACAAAAUAAUGAAAAUAUUCUCCAGCAGCAGCCCCUAAUAUGAUAUGUAUUAUUCAGAAAUGAGUCAUCGCUGCAUAAAUCAGCGCUUUAUUGCUAUUUUCAGUCUGUUUGUACUUGACUGUGCAGGACUCUAACAGAAGACUCGCUGCUUGUUCGUCCACGUCUUGUGGCCAGACAUGAAUAAAAACUAAUUCUCUGCUCUCUGUGCAUGACUGAGCAGCUUCCACAGAGUGUUGGACAUGGAGUGUGUUUAGCGGCCGCUGCUAAACACAGUCCCAGUGGUGCUUCUUAAAAUACAGCAGCUCUGGUUUCACUUACAGUGCAGAACAACACGAUGGAUUCUCAGGAGGUUCCUCCGUCAAGGCCGACUGAAAUAAAGAGGACAAGAGGUUUUUUAUCUUCUUUGUGCUUAACUUUGCAGAGAACAUCCUGUUAUUUCCUCAUAUUGUAAACAUUAAUGCUACAACAGAACAUUAGGAGGAGGAUCACCCUGCAGAAUCCCUCAAACACAUUGCAGAGUCUGAAUCUCAAAUGCUACUCAGACUAUUUCCUGAUAAACUCAGUUUAAUUUACUCGUCUGACUCUGGUGUUGGGUUUCAGAUUGGACCUGACAGCGAGUCUGAUUUUUGCUGGCUAAUACAUAUCUUCCUGUCGAUCACAGUCUGUAAAUACAAACGGCUGAUGUGACAGUCAAAAUGUCUGGAUCGCUACAUGCACGUUAGCAGAUGCACACCUGAACUAAACUUUUCUUGUCACAUUA